UCCACCCACAAAAACUUUGCUAGCUGUCUUAAGACAUUUGAAUCUGAAAAACUUCAGAUCACGCUGCAUCACAGUCGAGCUCACUAGGGUCUGUCUGAAGUGUGACGUGCCAAUCCAGCAGCCACAUCUUGGUCUCUUGUCAGGAUGCAAAUCAGGAUAAUCAGGAUGCUGUUUGGCUUUUUUGUAUUGUCUGUUGGGGUUUUCCUGAACAUUGGAGUGUGCACUGCAGUGCAAUCAGAGAUGAGAAUCACAACAAUAAAGCAAGAACCAUAUGCAAUGUCCAAAGGCACACAACUGGAAGGCUUUUGCAUGGACCUGCUGUCUGAAGUAGCCAAGAAACUGGGCUUCAAUUACAAAGUGCAGCUGGUGAAAGAUGCUUCAUACGGCAGACAGGAUGAGAACGGGAACUGGAAUGGGAUGAUUGGAGAGGUGGUGAGAGGGGAGGCCGACCUUGCGAUUGCUCCGCUGACUCUCACUGCAGCUCGGGAGAAAGUGGUGGGGAUGACCAAACCAUUCAUGCAGACAGGAAUCAGCAUCCUGCUGAGGAAGGACAUCUCAGAGGGAACAGGCUUCUUUGAAUUCCUCUCCCCCUUUACAGCCGAGACCUGGGUCGGCAUACUCAUUGCCUAUCUGGGGACCGCUGCAUGCGUCUUUGUAGUUGCCAGACUCAGCCCAUGUGAGUGGAGUCAGCCCCAGAGUGAGCAGAACAGAUUCAGCCUCCUCCACAGUCUGUGGUACACAGCUGGAGCUCUGACUCUACAAGGUGCUGGCCCACAUCCCAAAGCUCUUUCAGGACGUGUCAUCUGCUGCAGCUGGUGGUUAUUUACCAUCGUCCUCCUAGCUUGUUAUUUCUCCAACCUCAGCUCUUCUAAGACAUCUGAGUCCACUCACCUAACAGUGAAAGGAUUUGAGGACUUAGCCAAUCAGGACACGAUUGAGUACGGCUGUUUGGCUGGCUCUUCCACCCUUGCCUUCUUCAAGAAUUCAAACAAUCCAGUGUACCGCAGGAUCUAUGAACACAUGGAGAGAACUAAGAGUUUUGUGUCAUCUAUGGACGAAGGGGUCCAGCGUGCAAAAGAGGGAAACUUUGCCUUCAUUGGAGAGUCUGUUUCUUUGGACUUGGCAGUAGCACGCCAUUGUGAGCUGGUCAGAGCACAUGAAGUCAUUGGAAUGAGGGGAUACAGCAUUGCUGCCAGCCUUGGCUCACCCAUCAUAAAGAACCUCAGCGUGGCGAUCCUACAGCUGAGCGAGGCAGGGGAGCUGGCUUACCUGCGAAGCAAGUGGUGGGCCAGCAGCUGCAUAGCAGACAAGGCCAAGUCUUCAGCUGUGCAUCAGCACAGCCUCAAGGGGAUGUUUCUGGUUCUUUCCCUUGGCCUGGGGCUGGGAGCACUGCUGGCUGUCCUGGAGCUCACCUCCAAAAGCCGCAGAAGAGCAGCUGAGCAGAAGAAAUCCUGUUGCACUGUUCUGACUGAGGAACUGAGUCUGCGCUUGAGGACCAGCAAUGCAAACAAACCCCAAGAAAAUGUAGACAAAGAUCAAGAAAAAGCAUAGAAACAUCCUACAAACGUGUAGUUUUAACACGUCUGGACAUUUUAACUUAGAAUGUUUUUGGUUUGAUAGCUGUUUGAUAGAAUUUGUUCUAAUAUUUGACAGAAACAUUAACUUAAUUGUAGGUUUUGAACUUUCUUACUUGUAGAGAUACAUCAGAAAAGAAACAAUAUUACAUUUCAAAAUAAAAAAGCUUGCAUUUUAUUAAAAUAAUCAAUUAAUUGAUUUUCUAGUACGUACGCUACAAAUUCAAUGAAAAAGCAAACAUAGUUUAAGUAUUAUAAAAAAUAAUUAUUAAAAUGACAAACUAACAAAUAGCGCUCAUGUACUUGGUUUUUUUUUAGUUUACUGUUACUUCUUUCUGACUGCAUCACACUGUUUUGUACAGUUGGCAAUGGCAUCACAUGAUUUCAACAAAAACUUUCAAAAACGAUUUCAUGCAUAAAAACUGUGUUGUUUGUAAACAUAACAGCAGGCCUAUAAUAAUAAAAACUGUCUAAUUGUG
This is a messenger RNA of Sander lucioperca (pikeperch), 2053 nucleotides long. It is a transcript of the gene grik6, whose product is annotated as glutamate receptor U1. The record is from RefSeq and is a predicted model, not a curated record. Gene Ontology annotation, cellular component: postsynaptic membrane; AMPA glutamate receptor complex; plasma membrane. Gene Ontology annotation, biological process: modulation of chemical synaptic transmission; synaptic transmission, glutamatergic; monoatomic ion transport. Bases 145 to 1551 code for a protein of 468 amino acids. Gene Ontology annotation, molecular function: AMPA glutamate receptor activity; transmitter-gated monoatomic ion channel activity involved in regulation of postsynaptic membrane potential. The transcript has 10 exons. NCBI's taxonomy places the organism in Eukaryota, Metazoa, Chordata, Actinopteri, Perciformes, Percidae.